UGAUUACUUAGUGCUCUGGCUUGAUUGUGAUAAAGAAGGAGAAAACAUUUGUUUUGAAGUAAUCCUCUUGUUGAACACUCAAUGAACAGACCAUCAUACAGAGAACAGACCGUAUUCAGAGCAAAGUUCUCAGCCAUCACAGAGAGAGACAUAAAAGCUGCCAUGAAUACUUUAGUUGAGCCUAAUGAAAAUGAAUCAAGGUCUGUAGAUGCUAGGCAGGAGCUAGAUCUUCGCAUUGGAUGUGCUUUCACAAGAUACCAGACAAAGUUUUUCCAGGGAAAAUAUGGCAACUUGGAUUCCACUCUCAUCUCUUUUGGCCCUUGUCAGACUCCUACAUUAGGAUUUUGUGUGGAGCGUCAUGAUUUUAUUCAAUCAUUUAAACCUGAAACAUACUGGGUUUUACAGGUAAGAGACUCUUCAGUUAUUGUUAUGAUAAUCUUCCUCAUCAUUGCACUGAAUUUGAUAAGUUGCAAAUGAAUACUAUUACAGGCA
Molecule: messenger RNA, 492 nt
Organism: Macrobrachium nipponense
Lineage: Eukaryota; Metazoa; Arthropoda; Malacostraca; Decapoda; Palaemonidae
Product: DNA topoisomerase 3-beta-1-like
Exons: 3
Coding region: 82-477 (131 amino acids)
Biological process (GO): DNA topological change
Cellular component (GO): nucleus
Molecular function (GO): DNA binding; DNA topoisomerase type I (single strand cut, ATP-independent) activity
Source: RefSeq, a predicted model, not a curated record